AGGGUUCUCGGAAUUCAGCACAGAAGGAGCAUGGAGCCCAUCCCGGCCUCCACUCGCACCUCUAUCGCGGUCUCCACGCGUUCAGCACCCGGUCCCGCCGCCGCCUACACCCCCACGACGCCUCUCACGUCGCUCUACGUCGUCUCUGGGCUCCCCAAAUCUCCUCAAACGUGGACCCUAUCUGACCCCGACUCGGUGCUUGGCCUGCAUCACAGCGAAGGCGCGGUCGCGCGAUGGUGGCGCCCGGAAGUCCUGGGCAGCACCGUCAGUCCUGGAGUGGGCGGCAGAAAAGGACUGAGCAAGAAGCGGAGCGCGGAGAUGCUCAAGGGCACCGGAGCCCUGACCAAGCAGGAGGUGGCGAAGAUGCUCUCCAAAGCGCUGAAGCUGUCCUUUACGAGAGAAGUGGAGAUCGUCGCCUCGACGCUUCAGCCCGCGUCGACCGUGCACACCUUCACGUUCAACCUGCCCACUCCCUCCGGUACACUGGCGCCCGCCAGCGGUCACCGGUCCUCCGUCUUUAGCCACGCUACCGGCCCGGGUUUCGACGCUCGCAACUCGACGACCACCUUCAACCACUUUCUCAACGACGACCCCUACGCCGCCGCCCGCCCCUCCUCCGCCUUCCUCGGCCCGCCGCCGUUCACCCAAGGUUCCGCGGGCGCCGUCUCUGCGCGCGACGUGGAGGGCGCCAUGGACGGCGGCGCGAACGGCGUCACGUACUACGGCGUGUGCCUCACGGUCUGGUCCCACGCCGACGCGGAGCGCACCGCCGCCAUCCGCCGCACGCUCGAGGGCGGCCGGGCGCGGAAGGAGUCCGCGCAGUCCGUCCGCGCGCAACGGCUGAAGGCGCUCCGGGGCGAUAACGGGGCGCUGAGCGCGGAUCCCGCGAGCCAGGCUCGCAGGCGGCAGAAGCGCGUCGGGCGUGGGCCGUGGGGUAACGGCGAGACCGACACGGAGACGGAGGGCGAGGGCAUGCUGAGCGAGAGCGAGUACGAGGUCGCGAGCACCGUGGGGCAUGCCCCCGGGGAGAGCACCGUGUUCCUCCCCGGAGACGCCGUCUUCUGGCUUCCGUAUGCAUUGACUCUCGUUUCGCGGCAUCCGAUCUACGACCUGAUGCGUGACUAUCUCACGCUAUCCUGGGCGCGAUUCUCCAAGGACGUACAGUCCCAUACCCUCCAGAUCUCGAAGAUUCUGUCUCAUCCGGCGCCUCGCGCCGGCGAGUUGGUCAAGCUGGACGCGAGCGCCAGCAACGACGGCCCCGAGACGAGCUUGGAGGUCGUUGCCCGCUUCCCCGGCGGUCUGGACUUUGGUCGGGGUCUGGUGGACAUCAACUUUACGAUGUGGCCGUUAUUCAAGUGCUUGAACAUCGACAACAUCCUGACCAUAUGCGAAAUCGCCCUCGCGCCCACCGGUCGGAUCCUGUUCUUCUCCAGGCAUCCCUCGAUGCUCGGUAUCGCCGUCUCCACCGUCAAGUACCUGGUAGAGCUGCGAGGCUGGAAUGGUAUCGCGCUGCCAGCGGUCCAUUGUCGCGAUGCGAAGAUCUAUAUCGAAGAUCCUGGUCCAUGGAUCAUAGGUCUGUCGACCGAGGCCCGGUAUAGCGUUCGAGCGUCACCUGAAGUCUGCAUCGUGGACUUGGACAUCAACUACCUCAACUGCGCGUCCCCGCCGCCUGGCUGCAUCUCGGUCAAGCAAGAGAGGGACAAGUACCGUCAGCGACUUCUUGCUGCCUUUGAGCCACACUACCACCCGGAUCAUUGCGUGCCCAACGAAUUCAAGGAGGCCUUCCCCGCGGGUCGCUUCCGUCCCGUCUGCAAAAUUCAGGCCAAGCGCGGCGCAUCCCCUACAGCGGUCGCCGACGUCAUCAAACCGCCGGACUGGUGGCACUCUACUCGUAUUAUCCAGGCCUUUGACCAGGUACUCCAGGACAAGAUGAAACCUCCGUCCUUCUUCAAACGUAUCAGCUCGUUCGGAACGCCGAAGCGCCCACCCAGACUGACGCCCGCAGAGCAACACAUUCAGUUGUCCAUCCGCCGACGCGCGACGGCCUUCGUCGAUGCGCGAGACGAUCUGGAGACCAAGAUCGGUCGGCUGACUCGCAGGUUGAACUUCUUGAUGACCGAGUCGGACCUCUGGCGAGACAAGUUUGUGACGUUCGAGCAGUACGCCGAGAAGCUCGGUGGAGAGGCCAACCAGCUGAGGGCGAAGAUCGCCAAGGAGCAGAAGGAGACGCGUCGCCUCUCUGGCCUUGUCACGAUGACACAAGCAGAGAGGAACAAGCUGCAGUCGCAACUCAAAGAGACCGAGGUCGCGCACAAGGAUGCGAUGCUGGAACUGGAGAAAAUGAAGGAGACCAUGGAGAAGAUGGAACAGGAGCGGGCGGCGAUGAUCGAAGAAGUGGAGGCUCAGAUCGAACGCGCGCUGGCCUCGAUGGCGAUAGACAUGGACGACGGCUCGGAUUACUCGGACGACGGCAGCCAGUAUUCUCGCGGCAAUAAAUCCAAAUCGGGCUCGCGAAGGCCCAGCGUCAGCGGUCGUUCUACUAGUCGUUCUCGCCACAUGCGAUCGUUUGCCACCGAGUCGACUCUGGCCGAGUCGUCGAGCAAAGACGAGUUGAACACCAAGGUGGACACCGUCUUGGAAGAGAACGAAGAAGAGGAACAACCGUUAUCACCGAGCAAGAAGAAGCGGUUCUCCGCGGGUAGCAUCGGCGAUGCUGGUCAAGAUGGCAUCGCGGCUGUGGACGAGGGCAUUAGCGAGCGAACCGACCGUAUCGCUGAGAAAGUGCUUCAGAUACAACAGAAGGUAAUGAACCUCUGA
Molecule: messenger RNA, 2817 nt
Organism: Punctularia strigosozonata HHB-11173 SS5
Lineage: Eukaryota; Fungi; Basidiomycota; Agaricomycetes; Corticiales; Punctulariaceae
Exons: 9
Biological process (GO): regulation of Rab protein signal transduction
Cellular component (GO): cytoplasmic vesicle
Source: RefSeq, a predicted model, not a curated record